AUGAACUCCAAACUACUCACCAAACAGUCCUUCACCACAGCCCUCCUCGUCCUGGCCCUAAUCCAUUGCUUUACUCUGGCCAGCGAACCCAAGAAGCAGAAGCAGCUCCAGAUCGGCGUCAAGCACAAACCGGCGGAAUGCCCUAUCAAAACGCAAAACGGGGACCAUCUAUCGAUGCACUAUACCGGAACGCUUGAGGACACUGGCGCAAAAUUCGACUCCUCGCGUGAUCGAGACCAACCGUUUGAUUUUACCCUUGGCAAGAAACAAGUGAUCGCAGGAUGGGAUCAAGGCCUAUUAGAUAUGUGCAUCGGCGAAAAGCGUAAACUGAUCAUUCCGCCCCACAUGGGCUAUGGGGAUGCGGGUGCUGGAGGAGUGAUUCCCGGUGGCGCUACUCUGGUCUUUGACGUUGAGCUUCUCGAUAUCACCAACAGGAAAGCCGAUCCUCACACAGAGCUAUAG
Molecule: messenger RNA, 462 nt
Organism: Puccinia graminis f. sp. tritici CRL 75-36-700-3
Lineage: Eukaryota; Fungi; Basidiomycota; Pucciniomycetes; Pucciniales; Pucciniaceae
Product: FK506-binding protein 2
Exons: 7
Coding region: 1-462 (153 amino acids)
Biological process (GO): protein peptidyl-prolyl isomerization
Molecular function (GO): peptidyl-prolyl cis-trans isomerase activity
Source: RefSeq, a predicted model, not a curated record